AUGAAGGCGAUUGCUUGUCUACGUUUCCUGCGCACUGGAGGAGGUGAGGCGCUCGCGGCCUUCCUCGGUCCGAAUGGGGCGAUGUCGUCCCUCAGCGGUUGUGUGGCCAAGAUGGCCGUAGUGUCAGACGGGACGCAUGCCGCUCAAGUUCUGGUCUUGGCCCCCCCGAAGGAGCUUCUGGCAUCCGACAUGACCGACUACGAUUGGCUAAGCAGAUGGAACCGUCUUCGCGUUUACCACGGGCCGGACGAGUCCACCGAGCUAGCGAACGCCUCUGAAUGCGUCGAGCGGACGCUUGCUCAAGGUUUGAUUGAGCACGUGAGGGGCGCCAAGCCGUCAGUCGUCACUGCGAUCUUGAAGGAAGCAUUUGGCAAGAAGCUGGCUGUGUGGCAUGAGAUUCAAAAAACCAGAAGGAUCGACGCCGAGGCGGUUAACAAGUUGGAGGUCUUAGAAGUAAGAGACUUAGAAGACGAAGAGCGAGAGCGAAUACUGGCGGUAGUCCCAACGACGUGGAUGGGGGUCGUCAAAAACUCGGGGAGCCCGAUUCAUUAUGGCGUGGAGUGUCAGACUGGCUCGGUGCCGAAUACCAGGGGCGUUCGUAAGAAACAAGCACUUGCUGCCGGCCUCGGUGUUGGAGCUGUUCUGGGUGGGGUCUUGAUGUCAGGGUUGGCCCUGCACUUGUAUGGUUUCCGAAAGAACUGUCUUUGCGUCAACAUGUUAGAGUCGCAUAACUCUACAACUACGCCGGAUAACUGUACCUGGUCCGAAGCCGUGAUUCGUGCCUUGUCUGACGCCAGUAGUACCCUGGAUGACAACGCACCCGUAUCUGCAACCACUACGCAAAAUUCGAUCACUGACAUCAUGAAGGAGGCAACUUGCAAACUCCGUUGGCCGAACAUCGACGAUGUAACGACGUUGAUUUCUGAGUCGGAGUUGGCUGCACUGAGAGUGCCGAUGGCCGUUUGCAAGAAGGCGUAUAAGUUUGUGGAGGGGUGGAGUCCGUCAAGCAACGAGCUCGACACAAGGAAGCUGGUGACCGAGGAUGGCCGGAGCAACGAGGUCUUGACAACGCCGAUGAUGCCAGCAACGACUGAUGGCUGGCGCAAGCUGGACUGGGGCAGGUGUUACGGCAAUGGGGGUAAGAUAGUCUGCUCUGAGAUGUCGUCUUACCCCCAUCUGAGAUGUCAUUACUAUGAGCAUCCGUAUCGUUACGAUUUCCCAACCGUAUGGGAGGCGAUCGUGCGAUAUCUGAAGCCGUCGAAAUGCUCUUUCCAGUGCAACAACCAAGAAAGACCGAUUCUUGGCGGAGCGCUCAAUGUAUCAGAAACUAGGGAGCUUUUGCUUUCUCGCUUCGGAGCGGAGAUCGCGGGAUCGAUUCCUGGCAUUGACACGCACGGUCUGAGCGGUGAGCAACUGCAAAAACUGGGACUUCAAGUUGAGAUGUUAAUGACGAAGAGUAAGCCCUGCAGCCAUUGGGAAAUGCAAGCGAAGCCCCCCUACCGGGCACACGUUGCAUUGCCGGGUUGUAAUUGCACUAGCGCUAAACUCAGCUGCUUUGUCGAGACUCCAUUAAAGGGACGGACAUAUUGGGGCUCUGUCGGUGACUUACACACAGUGGAGGAGGCACUCACUCAGUAUUACACUGCAUUCAAAAGACCCGGUCAUGUGGUUACGGACUGUGGAUUCGAAUGCUUCCAACCCGUUAGCGACAUGACAGAGCAACUUCUCAAGUAUUGGAAAGACAAUGGCUUGCCGUAA
Messenger RNA from Gregarina niphandrodes, 1758 nucleotides. Its product is annotated as putative transmembrane protein. NCBI's taxonomy places the organism in Eukaryota, Apicomplexa, Conoidasida, Eugregarinorida, Gregarinidae. The record is from RefSeq and is a predicted model, not a curated record. The coding region runs from base 1 to 1758 and encodes 585 amino acids. The transcript has a single exon.